AUGAAGAACAUUCAUGCAUUCGCUGCCAAAACUCCUAUGGUCGUGGAGUGUGCAUUCGAAGCAGAGAUAGUGGCGAUUAAUCAUCGCGGAUCAGCUACUAAAGGGAUAUUUCACGUGAUUUGUGGUGGAACGAGAUCACUACUUGGUCGUUCAACGGCAAGCGAUAUGGGGCUUCUACGUGUUGCAACUACCAACAGUCUUGAGGAUGCUGGUGAACGGGUAACAUUCCCAAAAAUGCCUGGAGUAAAAAUCAGAUUCAGCGUCGAUGAUAAAGUUCCACCUGUGAAGAAUGCCUAUUAUAACGUGCCAGCAGCUUUUCGUGAGGCAGCGAAACUACGUUUAGAGGAAAUGGAAUCGCAAGGCAUUAUCGAGAAGGUAACAAACGCUCCAAACUGGAUAAGUGGGAUGUCCGCAGUCGCCAAGGGAAAGAACGACUUUCGAUUGGUGGUCAAUAUGCGAGCCCCGAAUAAAGCUAUCAAUCGAGAGUAUUUCCGGCUGCCAUUAAUCGAAGAGAUGAAGGUGAAGCUCCACGGGUCGAAGUAUUUCAGCAAACUUGACCUCAGCAAUGCGUUCUAUCAUCUCGAACUGCACAAUGAAUCUAGGGAUCUCACCACAUUUUGUCAGAAAAUGUUUACAUUGCGCACAGAUGCUCAGGGGGUAUCAUUUAUCCUCAACCGUACACGCGAGGAAUCAAAACGGGCAUUGACACGAGCUGACGGAUGGGCAUUAAGAUUAAGUCCAUACAGCUACACAGUUGAAUACAUUCGAGGGUCAGAGAACAUUGCUGAUGCUUCUUCAAGGUUAUAUGUUGGAACCGACGAGCCAUUCGACGAUGACUGCAGUCCUUGGGAAAUUGCAACCCUGGAAGCCAAUGGUGUCGAUUUCAUCACCGACGAUGAAAUCAAAAAAGCCACAGCGGACGAUCGAACUCUUCAAGCAGUCAUGGAAGCUUUGUACUCAGAAUGUUGGCCGAAACACUUGCAAACAUAUCAGCGUCUGGAAGAAGAUUUGUCCAUACGAGAAAGCAUGUUGGUGAAGACGGGAUGCGUGGUGAUUCCAGAGGCGCUACGUCAACGUGUGCUGCACAUUUCGCAUCAGGGUCAUCCAUCGGCGGCGAAGAAUAAAAGUAUCCUACGACAACGAGUGUGGUGGCCCGGCAUGACCAGUGACGUCGAGAAGUGGGUGGAUUCUUGCUCUUCGUGUGCGUUGAACGGUAGACCAGAGAAGCCUACCCCAAUGCAGCGCAUCCUUGCUCCGAAAGCGGUCUGGGAAACAAUAGCGCUGGAUUUCAAUGGACCUUACAUCAAAUUCGGUGGAAUUUCCAUCCUCGUCAUAGUUGAUUACCGGUCGAGGUUUUUGCUUGCUAAACCAGUAAAAUCUACUAGUUUUGAGAACACCAAAAGAGUUUUGGAGGACGUUUUCGACAGAGAAGGUUUUCCAAAAACGAUAAAGACGGACAACGGCCCGCCUUUCAACGGUGAAGAAUACAAACGCUACUGUACGGAAAGAUCAAUUACACCAAUCUUCCACGCCAUUAUUCCCGCAACAGAACGGGCUCGUGGAGAGCUACAUGAAAGUAGUUCAUAG
This is a messenger RNA of Armigeres subalbatus, 1587 nucleotides long. RefSeq lists its product as uncharacterized. The transcript is spliced from 2 exons. Gene Ontology annotation, biological process: DNA integration. Gene Ontology annotation, molecular function: nucleic acid binding. Bases 1 to 1587 code for a protein of 528 amino acids. The record is from RefSeq and is a predicted model, not a curated record. Lineage: Eukaryota; Metazoa; Arthropoda; Insecta; Diptera; Culicidae.